UACUCCAUCGACGACGCGCCGGGUCUGGGCCUGCGCUGGGAGGGCGUGGGUGCCAUCAGUGGUGGCGGUGCCACCUCAAAGUUGCUCAUGGAUUACGAUCCACAAACCGUGUCCGACAUUCUUGACUUUCUCUUUUUGCCAAACUUUGGUUUGUCCCUCCAGAUGCUCAAGGUUGAGAUCGGGGGGACUGCCGAUGCAACAGAAGGGGCCGAACCCAGCCACAUGCAAUUCCCUGGCGAUGAAAACUAUCAACGCGGAUAUGAAUGGUGGCUCAUGAAGGAGGCCAAGAAGCGCAAUCCGGACAUUAAACUUUAUGGACUCCCGUGGUCAUGGCCUGGAUGGUUGGAUCCAGCAUCUUCCAGCACCCAUCAAGCCUCCAACGCCUUUUACAACGCUAGCUUGACGGCCAACUACACAGUUGCUUGGCUUUUGGGCGCCCAGCGUGAGCACAACCUGACCAUCGACUACGUCGGCCAGUGGAAUGAGCGCGAUGCACCAGAGGACUACGCGACUGCGCUGCGUCAACUUGUCACUCAGAAAGCUCCAGCCACGACCGUCCUCAAUCGCCUUGUGCAUUACCCAGGUACUGGUCUCACCCCAGAUGCUCAAGGCUGCAAGCAGGCACCUGUUGUACCCAAAGUCUCAGACUGCCGCCGACCAUGUCGGCAGGUUGAGCGUCUCUGGGGCAGUUCCCUUGAAGCGUCAAAUCUGAACAUCUCUGUCUAUCUGAUAGACGGCCAAUCUGCGCGCUGUCUUGCGCGUUGUGUCAGCCGAAACUACAUCACCGAUUGUCACACAGCCACCUUCCAGUGGCAUCUCAUCUCGAGUUUUUACGACUAUCUGCCGUGGCCACGAUGUGGUGUCGCGGUGGCCAAUGAGCCUUGGAGUGGACACUACGAAAUCACGUCACCGACAUGGGCUCUGGCGCAUACCGCACAGUUUGCCCCAAUUGGCUGGCGUUACGCCGCGCACGGCUUUGGGGUUGGCAUGCUGUUCCAGGGCGGCUCCUAUGUCACACGCGUUUCUCCCGAUCGGCGGGACAUUUCCAUCGUGGUGGAGAAGAUGUCGCAUGACGAUUCCAACUGUGCUCGGGGUAGCAACCCGCCGUACGACGUGUCGGCAGAAAACGUCACUUUCAUUCUGAACGGAAGCUUUGCUGGAAUCACGUCCCUCAACGUUUGGUAUUCCAACUUGACUGAUGGUAACGAUUCACAGCAGCUCUUUGUCCAUCGCGGGUCCAUUCCCGUGGUCAACGGGCGAGUCACCAUUGAGGUGGCUCGCGAUGACCUCUUCACUUUGACCACGCUCAGCACUGGCCGAAAGGGAUCCCACAACGUUCCGCCCGCAAGUCCCUUCUUGCUCCCCUAUGAGCAAGACUUUGAGAAUGAGACAUUGUAUGCGCCUCCUCGCAUCUGGUAUACCCAGAUGGGAGCCUGGGAGAUC
This is a messenger RNA of Monosiga brevicollis MX1, 1443 nucleotides long. RefSeq lists its product as uncharacterized. Lineage: Eukaryota; Choanoflagellata; Craspedida; Salpingoecidae. The annotation marks the transcript as partial. Gene Ontology annotation, biological process: galactosylceramide catabolic process. Gene Ontology annotation, cellular component: lysosome. Gene Ontology annotation, molecular function: galactosylceramidase activity. The record is from RefSeq and is a predicted model, not a curated record. The transcript is spliced from 6 exons.